This is a messenger RNA of Pseudopipra pipra, 748 nucleotides long. RefSeq names its product cytochrome c oxidase subunit 4 isoform 1, mitochondrial. Gene Ontology annotation, biological process: mitochondrial electron transport, cytochrome c to oxygen. The record is from RefSeq and is a predicted model, not a curated record. The coding region runs from base 105 to 620 and encodes 171 amino acids. The transcript is spliced from 5 exons. Lineage: Eukaryota; Metazoa; Chordata; Aves; Passeriformes; Pipridae.
GGCCGCUCUGUCCCAGCUCCCUCCCUGCCUGACCUCCCGGCGUGCCCCGCGCUUCCGGCCGCGGCUCCUUCCGGUCCCACCCGCCGUAGAGGACGGUCGCCAGGAUGUUGGCUUCCAGAGCCUUCAGCCUUGUUGGGAGGAGGUCCAUCUGCACCUCCCUGUGCCUGAGAGCUCAUGGACACGCUGGUGUUGCAAAAGCAGAGGAUUUCACCCUCCCAGCCUAUGUGGACCGUCGGGACGUGCCCCUGCCUGAGGUGGCCUUCGUGAGGGACCUCUCAGCGCAGCAGAAGGCACUGAAGGAGAAGGAAAAGGCCUCGUGGACCGCCCUGUCCAUCGAUGAGAAAGUGGAACUGUAUCGUAUGAAAUUCAACGAGACCUACGCAGAGAUGAACAAAGGAACAAACGAGUGGAAGACUGUCCUGGGUGCAGUGUUUUUCUUCCUCGGCCUCACUGGUGUCAUCCUCAUCUGGCAGAAGCACUUCAUGUACGGCCCCAUCCCGCACACCUUCUCCGAGGAGUGGCUGUCGGCGCAGACCAAGAGGAUGUUGGACAUGAGGGUUAACCCCGUGGAGGGCAUCUCAGCCCAGUGGGAUUUUGACAAGAACGAGUGGAAGAAAUAAAGCAACUCAGUGGAACCUGCUCUGCUUGAAUAUGAAACGAUUCCAUCACCUGUGCGUGACCUCGUUGCUUGUGUACUGGAACACCCUCUCCACCUACAGAAAUGCUAAUAAAUGUCUGGUUAACUUGA